Molecule: messenger RNA, 1953 nt
Organism: Oreochromis aureus
Lineage: Eukaryota; Metazoa; Chordata; Actinopteri; Cichliformes; Cichlidae
Product: tubulin alpha-1A chain-like
Exons: 4
Coding region: 131-1486 (451 amino acids)
Biological process (GO): microtubule cytoskeleton organization; mitotic cell cycle
Cellular component (GO): microtubule; cytoplasm
Molecular function (GO): GTP binding; structural constituent of cytoskeleton
Source: RefSeq, a predicted model, not a curated record
UACCACAACAUUGCAGGCUGUUGCUUGGUGAUGCUUGGCUAUAAAGCGGCUUCCUGCACUCGCAUUUCACACACAAUAUCCCCAGCCACUCCUCUCAAGUGAACAAGGGACGUCUUAAAGCUCCAAAAAUAUGCGUGAGUGUAUCUCUGUCCAUGUUGGCCAAGCCGGUGCCCAGAUAGGCAAUGCAUGCUGGGAGCUGUACUGCCUGGAGCACGGCAUCCAGCCAGAUGGUCAGAUGCCCAGUGACAAGACCAUUGGAGGAGGAGAUGACUCCUUCAACACCUUCUUCAGUGAAACCGGAGCUGGAAAACAUGUUCCCAGGGCUGUCUUUGUGGACCUGGAACCAACUGUCAUUGAUGAAGUCCGUACAGGAACCUACCGCCAGCUCUUCCACCCUGAGCAGCUCAUCACUGGAAAAGAAGAUGCAGCCAACAACUAUGCCCGAGGUCACUACACCAUCGGGAAGGAGAUCAUUGACCUGGUUCUUGACAGAAUUCGUAAACUGGCUGACCAGUGCACAGGGCUGCAAGGUUUCCUCAUCUUUCAUUCUUUUGGAGGAGGAACCGGGUCUGGUUUCACCUCUCUGCUCAUGGAGCGUCUCUCCGUUGACUACGGCAAGAAGUCAAAGCUAGAAUUUGCCAUCUAUCCAGCUCCUCAAGUGUCCACAGCCGUGGUGGAGCCCUACAACUCCAUCCUGACCACCCACACCACCCUGGAGCACUCCGACUGUGCCUUCAUGGUGGACAAUGAGGCCAUCUAUGACAUCUGCCGAAGGAACCUGGACAUUGAGCGUCCCACCUACACCAACCUCAACAGGCUGAUUGGUCAGAUUGUCUCCUCCAUCACCGCCUCCCUGCGCUUUGAUGGAGCCUUGAACGUGGACCUGACAGAGUUCCAGACCAACCUGGUGCCCUACCCUCGCAUCCACUUCCCUCUGGCCACCUAUGCCCCUGUUAUCUCAGCAGAGAAGGCCUAUCACGAGCAGCUCUCUGUGGCUGAGAUCACCAAUGCCUGCUUCGAGCCGGCCAAUCAGAUGGUGAAGUGUGACCCUCGCCAUGGAAAGUACAUGGCCUGCUGCCUUCUGUACCGUGGCGAUGUGGUACCCAAAGAUGUGAAUGCCGCUAUUGCCACCAUCAAGACGAAACGCACCAUUCAGUUUGUGGACUGGUGUCCUACAGGCUUCAAGGUGGGCAUCAACUACCAGCCCCCCACCGUGGUUCCUGGAGGAGACCUGGCCAAGGUGCAGAGAGCCGUGUGCAUGCUGAGCAACACCACCGCCAUCGCAGAGGCCUGGGCUCGACUCGACCACAAGUUCGAUCUGAUGUACGCCAAGAGGGCCUUCGUCCACUGGUAUGUGGGAGAGGGAAUGGAGGAGGGAGAGUUCUCAGAAGCCAGAGAGGACAUGGCUGCCUUGGAAAAGGAUUAUGAGGAAGUGGGAACUGACAGCAUUGGCGAUGAAGGAGAGGAAGAGGGGGAGGAGUUUUAAAGCUAAAUUAAUCAAUGAGAUCAAGUCUAAGUUUGUUUCAAACAAACUGAGCUGCACAUUCCUGUAGGUUUUAGACAAUAAUCUGACAAAAGCUGUGUUUGUAGCACAGUAAAGCCUUUUGUUGCUCCUUCAGUUCUGUGAAAUUAAAACUACUACCUAUAAACCUUUCAAAGUUGGCAGUCACCUUGACAUUUUCACUGUUGUAUAAUAUUCUUAGACCCUGGUUUCCACUCUACAAUCCUCUGUUUACAGUGACAAGAUAUCAUGUUUACCGUGUGUCUUUUUCUUGAGACAUUAAACUGACAAGUCUUUGUCUAAUUAUGCUGCACAACUCAAGCUUUAUUUGCCCUUCCUGAUAAGCUUGAAUAUCUAAAUCGUACGUAACAAAAAAACAACGACCCAGGAUUAGACCUGCUUUCCCCAUAGUGUUUGGUCUUCAUCCAUAAAGAAUAAAUGUGAGGUAAUCA